AUGUCUUCUGUCCCCAUAAGACAGAUAAACUCAGACCUUUCUGUAACUGAGAUGGGCAAAUGCCUCCAGUACAGCAGUUUUAGUGCGAGCCCACGGGUAUCUUCAGAUCCCUCUGUUGUCCGUAAGACGCGCACCCGGCAGGCAGGCGAUAUCAAACUUCGCGAUACUUGCAACGGUCGCGGACCUUUGUGUUACCGGCUUCCCGGGGCCAAGAUGGCAGGAAGACUGCUCCGCCCAUGUGAACCAAGAUUUUGUUAUCGCGAGACCGCAAUGACAGUUCAGGGGCCCGAUCUCGCGGGAUUUUCCGAGCCAGGGCUGAAAGCUGCAGGGGAAGCCUCCACAGCGCUCUCCAGCUCUGCCGCUGUCUGGGACACCGCCUCCCCUCUCCCUGGACCCUCUCGGGCUCCACCUGUGUUCCCUCUCGUCUGCUGGCGUCGCGCUUCAGGGGGGCGAUGUACGAAGGGCUGCAGGAAGUGGCGUUGGCCUCAGUCUUCCCGCCCGCCUCCUCCUCCAGGUCCUCGGCCGCCUGCCGAGUAUUGUACGCAACCAGGCUGCCCGGCCCCUCCCCCUGGCCAGAUGGAUCCCUCUGCCCCCAAGCCUCGCGCGGACACCGCCGGCAAAGACAUAUGGCAUCCAGGAGAAAGAUGUCUUGCCCCUUCUCCAGAUAAUGGGACACUUUGUGAAGCAAGCAUAAAAUCUAUCACAGUGGAUGAAAAUGGGAAGUCAUUUGCAAUCAUCUUAUAUUCAGAUUUUCAAGAAAGAAAAGUACCUCUUAAAAGACUUCAAGAAGUAAAAUCUCGUAAAGAUUGCUCCAGGAAUUUUAUAUUUGAUGAUGAAGAUUUGGAAAAACCCUAUUUCCCAGACCGAAAAUUUCCAUCAUCUGCUGUUGCUUUUCCGUUAUCUGAAGAUGGAGUCUCUAUUCCUUAUACUAUUAACAGGUAUUUGAGAGACUACCAAAGGGAAGGAGCCCAGUUUCUCUAUGCACACUUCAUCCAAAGAAACGGAUGUAUUCUUGGUGAUGACAUGGGACUUGGAAAAACAGUACAGGUUAUUUCAUUUUUGGCUGCAGUUUUGCAUAAAAAGGGAACUCGUGAAGAUAUUGAAAACAACAUGCCAGAGUUUUUACUAAGAAGUAUGAAAAAGGAGCCCCCUUCUUCUAUAGCAAAAAAAAUGUUCUUAAUAGUUGCUCCUCUUUCUGUCCUCUACAACUGGAGGGAUGAAUUGGACACCUGGGGAUAUUUCAGAGUCACUAUUUUACACGGUAACAAAAAAGACAAUGAACUGAUUCGUGUAAAGCAGAGGAAAUGUGAAAUUGCUCUAACAACUUAUGAAACGUUACGUUUAUAUCUGGAGGAACUUAACAGUUUGGAAUGGUCAGGUGUCAUUGUGGAUGAAGCUCAUAGAAUCAAGAAUCCAAAGGCUAGAAUAACAGAAGCUAUGAAAGCUUUGAAAUGUGAUGUCCGCAUUGGCCUCACUGGAACCAUUCUUCAGAACAACAUGAAAGAACUGUGGUGUGUUAUGGACUGGGCUGUGCCAGGACUUUUAGGUAAUAGGAUCCACUUCAAGAAGCAGUUUUCUGAUCCAGUAGAACAUGGUCAGAGACACACAGCAACAAAAAGAGAACUAGCCACUGGCCGAAAGGCCAUGCAAAGGCUUGCAAAGAAGAUGUCUGGAUGGUUUCUCCGGCGUACCAAGACUCUAAUCAAGGAUCAGUUGCCUAAGAAAGAAGACCGGAUGGUGUAUUGUUCUCUGACAGAUUUUCAGAAAGCUGUCUAUCAAACGGUAUUAGAAACAAAAGAUGUGACUUUGAUACUUCAGUCUUCUGAGCCUUGUAGCUGCAGCAGUGGCCGGAAAAGGAGAAAUUGUUGUUAUAAGACCAAUUCACAUGGUGAAACAGUGAAAACCUUGUAUUUCAGUUACCUUGCAGUCCUUCAGAAGGUAGCUAACCAUGUUGCACUACUGCAGUCUGCUAGCACCUCCAAACACCAGGAAACACUUAUCAAAAGGAUAUGUGAUCAGGUAUUUUCCAAGUUCCCAGAUUUUGUGCAGAAAAGCAAAGAUGCAGCCUUUGAAACCCUUUCUGACCCAAAAUACAGUGGGAAAAUGAAGGUCCUUCAGCAGCUUUUAAAUCAUUGCAGGAAAAACAAAGAUAAAAUACUUCUUUUCUCCUUUUCCACCAAGCUGCUUGAUGUUCUGCAGCAAUACUGUAUGGCAGCCGGCCUUGAUUACCGACGACUUGAUGGAAGUACGAAAUCAGAGGAAAGAAUCAAGAUUGUGAAAGAGUUCAACAGUACACAAGAUGUUAACAUUUGCCUUGUCUCCACAAUGGCUGGUGGACUAGGCCUCAAUUUUGUUGGUGCCAAUGUUGUUGUAUUAUUUGAUCCUACUUGGAAUCCAGCCAAUGAUCUUCAAGCAAUUGACAGAGCAUAUAGGAUUGGGCAGUGCAGGGAUGUGAAAGUAUUUAGGCUGAUAUCUUUGGGAACUGUGGAGGAGAUCAUGUACUUACGACAGGUAUACAAGCAGCAACUUCACUGUGUGGUGGUUGGAAGUGAAAAUGCCAAGCGAUAUUUUGAAGCGGUUCAAGGAUCAAAAGAGCACCGAGGAGAGCUUUUUGGGGUCUAUAAUCUCUUCAAACUAAGGUCCCAAGGGUCUUGUCUUACGAGGGACAUCCUCGAGAGAGAAGGCAAAGUGGAAGCCGGGAUCAUGACAGCCACAACAUGGUUGAAAGAGGAACCUCCCGUACACAAACAAGAAAUGUCUAAAGAGCCUGACUGUCAAGAACAUAGAGGUCUAGAACAACCUGCGGAGUUGCCAACAAAAGAAGCAUGUGAUCCCUGCAGUGAUUUUAGUGAUGAUGAAUCAGUGGGAAACUCAAGAAUAAAGACUGCUAAAAACAAAGCAUCUGACUCAAGUAAAGCUUCAGGUUCUGCUGGACAGCUUACCUUACUCCAUUGUGGUUUCUCUAAAUUGUUUGAAACAAAAUAUAAAGCAGUUGAAGAUAGUGAUGGAAAUAUUGCCUCUGAUGAUGAAAGUUCUGAUGAACAGCCCAUGUGUCUUUCAACAGAAGCCAAAGAUGUUGGUUUUCAGACAAGUCAUGACUCUCUUGGUACUUCAAAACACCAGAAAUUAGCUAACACCCUAAAUCCAAAUGAAAAAUGUAUUUUUGAUAAAAGUGAGAAAAUUUUCAAACAAAAUAUUUCUUCUGAGUCUGAUGAUGAGAAAAAUCUUAAAAAUACAGGUGACCACCAUUGCAUUUUACAGAAUGUCACAGAAUCAGAAGACAGUGAUGUCAUCUUUCCCACACAAUAUACAACUCAGAUAUGCCCUAAGAAUGGUAUAAAGUUUAAGCCACUUGUGGAUGGAUCUCAAGAUUCUGAAACAGAAAAUCCUGUAAAAAUAAGGAAUAAUGGUGAUGAUGGAAAGACUGAUGUCAAAGGAAAUAGACAAAUUGCAAAACAAUUAAAUCCUAAGAACAUGACCCUGAAAUCUAUUAUGAAAAGAAAAAGCAGUAGUGAUAUUAGUGAUGAGUCUGAUGACAUUGAAAUUUCCUCUGAGUCAAGAGUAAGAAAGCGAAGAGCUACUAGUUCUUUGAAGUUUAAGAGAAAAAAGGAAAGUAAAAAGGAGCUUUUCACUUUUCCUAAAACAAUGAAGAAAACAAAUCAACUGUAUACCACAGAUGGAGAUUGUAACUCGCAAGCUAUUGAUGAUUUUUCAUCCUCAGAUGACGAUUUAACUGUCCGCCACAUCAGUUUCUCUAAACAAAGCAAUACACCAAAAACUAUAAAAGAUAGAAUCAGUUUCUCUUCAAAAUUGCCUAACCAUAAGGAAAAGGAUACUUUAAUGCCAAGAAAAUCAGUGAAAUUUUCAAAUGAGAAAGUUGUCAAUCAAGAGCAGGUGUAUGAGUCAAUGGAUAAAUUUUUAGAUGGUGUUCGGGAAGUGGCUUAUAUUCACUCCAACCAGACUGUGAUUGGAUCCAGCAAAGCUGAAAAUCACAUGAGCCGAUGGGCAGCACGGGAUGUGUUUGAAUUGAAGCAGUUUUCCCAGCUUCCUGCCAAUGUAGCUGUUUGCACUUCUAAGACACAGAAAGAAAAAGUGAAGACAGAUACACUGACACAUACAAAGAAAGGUCAACAGCUAAGUGAAGGAAGCAUUUCAUUUCCCCUCUUCAUUUCACAUCCUGUAAGCCAGAAGAAGAAAAAAGUCUACCGCACAGAUCAGACCACAUUCAUAAUUGGAGAAACGCCAAAAGGAAUCCGCAGAAAACAAUUUGAAGAAAUGGCUUCUUAUUUUAACUUGCCUUCUGUAAAGGAAUUUGCUGAACAUAUAACUAAGGCCACAUCAGAAGAACGACAGAAAAUGCUAAAAGACUUUUAUGCUUCUCAGUAUCCAGAGGUAAAAGAAUUUUUUGCGGAUUCUGCUGCAGAAUUCAUUAAAUCUUCCCAUCAGAAAAGAGAGAGAGUCAGGAAUAAGUCUGAAAAAAGAGAAUCUCUUAUAAAAGAAAGGCUGUCAGAUUCUGAAACUUUGUCAUUUAAAAAUUCUCCCAAAAAAGUUUCUCAAAUUUGCAGCCCAAAAAUAUAUAAAGAAAAAUCUAUUAAGUUUCAAAAUCACAGUUUCCAUAGAGGAGAGGUGCUUUCUAAUGAUGGAGAAACUAACGAAUCACCUAUAAGCUCUACCCAAGAGACUGACAAUGGGAAAAACAGCCAAGCCUCCAAAGACACUGUGGCAUCCUGUUUCCUGAACACUAAGUCUGAAGUAUAUGAGUUAGAAAAAUUAGAAUAUACCAUGAAAGACCAACAAGACCUAAGAAGAACAGGCAUUUCAAGAAAUGAACCACUUUUCGAAGUGGAAAACAGAAAGAUCAAAAAUCCAGAGUUAGGCAACACUUCUGUGGUUCGCUUACUUGGUGACACGUCCAUUCUUGAUGACCUCUUUAAAAGUCAUGGGAACAGUACCACACAACUGCCAAAGAAAGUUCUUUCAGGGCCCAUGGAAAAAGCAAAACAGAGACCAAAAGAUUUCUGGGACAUCUUGAAUGAACAGAAUGAUGACAGUCUUAGCAAACUCACUGACUUGGCAGUGAUAGAGACUCUGUGUGAAAAAGUGCCCCUUGCUGCCUCCUCCAAAAGGAAAGAGGAGCUGGAAACUUCACUUUGGAAAUCAAAUGAGAAAUUUUUGUGGAAAAAAUUUAGCUCAAGUGAUACAGAUGAAAACACAACUAAUGUGCAAAAGUAAUGCAUAAACAUACAAUGAGUUACUAUAACCAGUGAAUUUCUGCCACCCAUGUUUACAACACCGUGUUCCACACUAAGUAUGUUAC
This is a messenger RNA of Odobenus rosmarus divergens (Pacific walrus), 5317 nucleotides long. RefSeq lists its product as uncharacterized. Bases 1 to 5232 code for a protein of 1743 amino acids. The transcript has 21 exons. Lineage: Eukaryota; Metazoa; Chordata; Mammalia; Carnivora; Odobenidae. The record is from RefSeq and is a predicted model, not a curated record. Gene Ontology annotation, molecular function: ATP binding; ATP-dependent chromatin remodeler activity.